Carica papaya (papaya) is the source of this 1995-nucleotide messenger RNA. RefSeq names its product D-3-phosphoglycerate dehydrogenase 3, chloroplastic-like. Lineage: Eukaryota; Viridiplantae; Streptophyta; Magnoliopsida; Brassicales; Caricaceae. Gene Ontology annotation, cellular component: chloroplast stroma. The record is from RefSeq and is a predicted model, not a curated record. Gene Ontology annotation, molecular function: phosphoglycerate dehydrogenase activity; NAD binding. Gene Ontology annotation, biological process: L-serine biosynthetic process.
ACAGCCAGUGAUGGUGGCUAUGUCUUCUUGGAGCUCAUAUUGGCUCCUCCUAGAACGAAAACUCCACUCUGUACUCUCUCAUGGCGCUUCUCUACUCUUCUGCCUCUCAGCGCCGCAAAUCGACCAAACCCUUUCAUCGUUUUCGCCACAAUGAUGGACGCCAAGCCCACCGUCCUCGUCGCCGAGAAGCUUGGAGAAGCUGGACUCGACCUGCUGAAGAGCUUCGCUAAUGUUGAUUGUUCAUACAACCUGAGCCCCGAGGAACUCUGCACCAAGAUCUCUCUCUGCGACGCGUUGAUUGUGAGGAGCGGCACCAAGGUGACCCGUGAGGUCUUUGAGUCCUCCGGGGGCCGGCUUAAGGUUGUCGGCCGGGCUGGUGUCGGGAUUGACAAUGUUGACUUGUCGGCUGCUACUGAACAUGGUUGUCUGGUCGUGAAUGCCCCAACAGCUAACACGAUCGCGGCUGCUGAACAUGGAAUUGCCUUGCUGACAGCUAUGGCGAGAAACAUUGCUCAGGCUGAUGCUUCUGUUAAAGCUGGGAAGUGGCAGAGGAAUAAAUAUGUUGGAGUCUCACUUGUGGGAAAAACCCUGGCUGUAAUGGGGUUUGGCAAGGUUGGUUCUGAAGUUGCUCGGCGUGCCAAGGGACUUGGUAUGCAUGUCAUUGCGCACGAUCCAUAUGCUGUUGCGGAUCGUGCCCGUGCCAUUGGUGUGGACCUGGUAACCUUUGAGGAAGCCAUAUCAACUGCUGAUUUUAUCUCCCUACACAUGCCCCUUACCCCUGCCACAUUGAAAAUGUUUAAUGACGAGGCUUUUUCGAAGAUGAGGAAGGGUGUUCGGGUUGUUAAUGUUGCUCGUGGUGGUGUGAUUGAUGAAGAAGCUCUCCUAAGAGCUUUGAAUUCUGGAAUUGUUGCUCAGGCAGCCCUUGAUGUCUUCACAGAAGAGCCUCCGGCAAAAGCCAACUCACUGGUGCUGCAUGAAAAUGUAACUGUGACUCCUCAUCUCGGUGCCAGCACUACCGAGGCACAGGAAGGUGUUGCCAUUGAAAUAGCAGAAGCUGUUAUUGGGGCUUUGAAAGGAGAACUUGCGGCUACUGCUGUAAAUGCACCAAUGGUUCCUGCUGAGGUUUUAUCAGAACUUGCCCCAUACGUAUCUCUGGCCGAGAAACUUGGCAGACUUGCUGUGCAACUGAUUGCUGGUGGAAGUGGCGUACAAUCAGUAAAGGUGACUUAUGCUUCUGCACGAGGUCCUGACGAUCUUGACACACGACUUCUCCGAGCUAUGGUCACCAAGGGUAUAAUUGAGCCGAUUUCCAGUGUUUUCGUGAACUUGGUAAAUGCUGACUUUAUAGCUAAACAGAGGGGACUGAGAAUAACAGAAGAGCGGUAUGUGUUGGAUGGUUCACCGGAGAAUCCGCUCGAAUUUAUCCAGGUUCAAAUUGCCAAUGUAGAAUCUAAAUUUGCCAGUGCCAUUUCAGACUCAGGAAAUAUCACAGUGGAGGGAAAAGUGAAAGAGGGAAAACCCCAUCUUACGCGGGUAGGAUCAUUCGAGGUUGAUGUGAGCCUGGAAGGCAGUCUCAUACUUUGCAGGCAGGUUGAUCAACCUGGUAUGAUCGGAAAAGUGGGAACCAUUUUGGGAGAUGAGAAUGUAAAUGUCAACUUCAUGAGUGUGGGAAGGAUUGCUCCAAGAAAGCAGGCUGUAAUGACCAUUGGUGUAGAUGAAGAACCCAGCAGGGAAGCACUGAGGAAAAUUGGAGAGAUACCCGCCAUUGAAGAGUUCGUUUUCCUCAAGUUGUAACACAAGCAUGCCAUAUUCCCAAUUUUUGGAAUACCAUUAUGACAGAUUUAACUUAUGGUGCUUUUACUGUAAGUUUAUAUAAUAACUAGGUUGUUUUAAUACUGUAAGUUUAUUUAUUUGGGUAAAUGUUCAAUAUGCAACGUAUGAUGACUGAGAAACAUCAUUAGAUUACCCCAAUCAAUAUGAAACAUAAAGAAUUUC